UUGAAAAGAAACAGAAAAAAGCGAGUAUUUAAAAGUUAUGUUUUUUUCUAUUAAAAAAUUUAUUUUCAAUAAAAAUGGUAUAGGCGUUGAGCCAAAUAUCAUUAAAUGCUAUGAAAAUCUAUGGAGAUUUUUUUUUUAUUAUUAAACGUCUUCUGUGUUGGUGAAGGCCUUGUAUAGCUGUGAACAAAAACAUAACGUAGAAAAUGUUGUAUUUUUCUUACUAUCUCUUAUUUGCGUAGUGUCAAAAGAUAAUUUUAAUUUUUCCCUACGUUACCUUUUUUUGUUUAAAUAGAUCAUUUUGUUAGGGAGUGCUUAUUUUUUUUUUUUAAUGUGUAGUCCUUUUCUUGCAUUGUACUUUAUAUUUUGAUGUUAUCCAAUGUACAGUCAAUUCGUUCUAAUUGCAAACUUUAGUUUUUUUUUUAAUUACGUGUAAUACUUUUGUACACCUUUGUGUUUUUGACGCCGUACCUACGCUUAUUCUUAGAUAUUUUUCUGCUAUCUUUGAUAAGAACUAUACGUGUUUUUUUGUGAUUUCAAUUUCCAUGACGAUGCCUGGAAAAGAGUUUUUCUAGCUUUUUUUUUUUAAAGCUGUUUUUGAACGCUGUCUUAUUUUAAAAGAUAUUAAUGGGGUGUACAUUAAGCUCCCACACUUUAAAAAUUUUGAAAAAUUCAGAUGCAGGUUGUGACCAUCCGAUUCAAUCGCAACCUCCAUCCGGUAGUUUUAAGAAUAAGGUUUGUUAUAACAAUAUUUCACCAGAAGAAAAAUUCUCUGCACCAAACAACGCUGCAUCUCAUUUUUCUAUUCAAAAACCUGUCGAUUGUAAAAACUCGUCUAAAUUCCAUUUUUUAAAAAAUGUUCCAAAAAAAAGAACAUCUCAAUCUUGUCUCUCUGCAAGAAAACCAACGUAUUAUAAAAAUGGACGUGAAACCAGAGCGGUAUCAAAAGUAUCAAGAGGGAAUACGAAAUAUAUGGAUAGUAGUGAAACAAAAGGUUUUAGUGAUAGCUCUACUACUGACAAAAUCACCAUGGAUAAAACUUCAUUACCACGAAAAGCUGUUUCACGUGCUAUCUCCACCUCAGUCAAUACAUGUGAAAAACAUGUUAUUUCCCGUAAUAUUUCCAACUGUCGCUUAAAGAAGUACUCAGACAUUUUUUCCACUUAUGAAAUAUCCCCUAAAGUCCUUGGCACUGGUAUUUCCGGUGUUGUUCGUGUCGCUACUCACUUGGUCACCAAACGUCAAUACGCUAUUAAAACACUUUCUCGCGAAGGUGUUAAUGCAAAACGAACCGCUAUGCUUCACAAUGAGGUAUCUAUCUUUUUAAAGCUAGACCACCCUAAUAUAGCUCGGUUGAUCGAAGUUUAUGAAUCCGAGAAAGCUAUUCAUCUAGUCAUGGAGCUUUGUACAGGUGGUGAACUUUAUGAUCGCUUAGCCUCCAAAAAAAAGUAUACCGAAAGAGAAACUGCUCUAGUGACGCAACAGAUGCUUUCCGCAAUAAACUAUUGCCAUCAACAUCGCAUUUGUCAUCGAGAUUUAAAACUGGAAAACUGGGUGUAUGCUGAUAAGACUCCAGAUGCUCCUUUAAAAUUGAUUGAUUUUGGCUUUUCAAGAAUUUUCAAUCCAGGGGUUCCUAUGACGGCCAUGCACGGAACUGUUUAUUAUGUUAGCCCUGAAGUUAUGGACGGUUGUUACAAAGAAACAUGUGACAUUUGGUCUAUUGGUGUGAUUGUUUAUAUGUUAUUAUCUGGAUCACCGCCAUUUAACGGAGCACACGACCAUGAAAUUCUCCUUAAAAUUAAAAGAGGAACUUAUUCACUUUCAGGACCUCAAUGGGAAGGUAUUAGUGGAGAAGCGAAAUCCUUCAUUCAAUUCUUAUUACAAAAAGAUUCCGAUAAAAGACCCUCUGCAAUUGAAGCUCUACAACAUUCGUGGCUUACAAAGCGCAGUGUUCUUCAUCAAGACAUCAGUAUAAGUGUGGUCAAAUCAAUGCGAGAUUUUUCUGUUUCUAACGUUUUACGUCGAGCUGCAUUGGGUGUUGUUGCAUUAGGAAUGACUUCGCAUGAAAUUUCAGAUUUACAAGUGGCUUUUCAACAAUUGGAUAUAUUGAACAAAGGUACCAUCCAGUUUCAAACUCUUGUGAAAGUUUUAUGUGAGAAACUUGAUAUCAAUGAUGUGGAAGGCCAGCAGAUUUGUGAUAAAAUCGAUAUCACAGGGAAGAAAGAAGUUAAUUACACUGAAUUUAUUGCUGCUACAUUGCAAGCAAAAUUACUUAUUGAUGGAAAGUUGAUACAAGAUGCUUUCGCAAGGUUUGACGUGGAGAAAAAAAACCGUAUUACAUUAGAAAACCUUCGAUCUAUCGUUGGGGACUCGUUUGAUGGAACACGCGUUGAAUCUAUAUUAAAUUCUUGGGAUCUUAAUCAUGAUGGAUGUUUAGACUACAAUGAAUUUUACGCAGCGUUGACCAAUAACGAUCAUGUCAUUCAGCCAGUUGACACGAAAUUCCUUUGUGAAAAAAGAAAAGCAAUACAAAAUUUUAAUGCUGACGAAAUGGAAAGGGUUCAACAAGAUGAUUUCCCAAUCAACAUCAACACGCCCUCGUUGAAGCUGUCUUGUCAUAAUGAAUUACAAAAAUCAGUGGUACCUUUAACAACUAUUCAUCAUACAUCUUUUCAACCGAUUCCUUCCUCUGUUUCUUAUUCUCUACAAAAAGCAAUGACAUGUUUACCUCAUAUCACGUCUUAACAAAUCAAUAUAUUACUAAAAAAAUCAACCAAUGAAAAAACAUGUUACAUACCAAACACACAGAUGAAAAACCAUUUUUUUUACAAAUAGCUAGUUUACAGUUAAAAUAAUCAUUUAUUAUUAAAGGCAAUUUAUUAAAAUUUCUGUAAUUUUUUUUUUAAUAUUUUGGUGACGUGUCAAGAAAAACCAGUCUGAAAAAGACCAAGUCAGCACAAACAUUUAAAAACUACCGCAUUAUAAAAGUUUCAAUGAAAAA
Messenger RNA from Hylaeus volcanicus, 2998 nucleotides. RefSeq names its product calcium-dependent protein kinase 2-like. Gene Ontology annotation, biological process: intracellular signal transduction; peptidyl-serine phosphorylation; protein autophosphorylation. Lineage: Eukaryota; Metazoa; Arthropoda; Insecta; Hymenoptera; Colletidae. The record is from RefSeq and is a predicted model, not a curated record. Gene Ontology annotation, cellular component: cytoplasm; nucleus. The transcript has 14 exons. Gene Ontology annotation, molecular function: calcium/calmodulin-dependent protein kinase activity; ATP binding; calcium ion binding. Bases 625 to 2742 code for a protein of 705 amino acids.